This is a messenger RNA of Aureobasidium musti, 1293 nucleotides long. Lineage: Eukaryota; Fungi; Ascomycota; Dothideomycetes; Dothideales; Saccotheciaceae. The record is from the annotation of a GenBank genome assembly.
AUGCAGAGCGUUAGAAAUUAUCCCAUGGAUACCGCUUAUGAGAGACCACAGCCUAGGGAAGAGAGGCUUAGGAUACCAGGGCAACCACAACAGCGUCAGAUGAGGACAAAGUCUCAGCCCAACCUUAGGUCCAUGGCACGUCGACCAUUACCAGGCACAUGUUCUCAGGCAGAGAACCACAACGCAUACAAGACUCCCAGAGUGGUACAUCCUCCUCUUCCAAUCAACGCUCAUCGUCGCAAGCAUGAAGCCAUGUUUAUCGAAGAGCCUCCAUUUGAGCGACCAUUCUCUCCCGAGUCUGACUCGGAAGAACACAUGAUCUUGGACUACUACCUUCAAGCAUCUUAUCACACUCCCCUGUCUAGAGUUGUCUCUGCCGAGGAGCCUUGCAACCAGAGUGGAGCCAUGGCUGCAUUUGACUUUGGUCUUGAACCCACACCUGAGCCAUCCUACAUACACUAUCAGCCCUCAGUUGAACGACCAAGGACGGCACAUGGAACCAAGGGUGCCUUGCCGCCAUCAAGACAAACUCCUNNUCGUCGCCAUCAAGACAGUCUCCUCCAUCUCCUCAGAGACAAUCCCCCGCCCUCACCUCAAAGGCAUGUUCCUUCUUCACCUCAAAGGCAAACACCUUCCUCUCCUCAAAGACAGUCUCCCUCAACACCUCAAAGACACUCUUACACUCUCUUCCCCAAGGAGCAGCCUCAGCCAUCAACCCCACGCAUCAGCGUGAUCAGCGACAAUGGCAGUAUCAUUUCCCAUCAAAGCCACACUAGCCAACACCGCCCUCGCACCUCCUCACUAGCAUCUUCAGAGCGUUCGCGCUCAGACUCAUGCAUGUCUGUCCGCGUCCAACCUGCUGCAAACCUCUCCUCCUCUUCCCCUACUUCCUCACCCAAGCGUCCCCAAACCUCCCCUCGCAUGCGCACAACCAGCGCUUCCUCCACACAGCAAACCAGCGUCUCUGACCAACCGCCUUCGCGCUGGUCAGGCGAAACGGUAGACAUGGUUUUGGAGGACUCGCUCAAAUCGGGCAGAAACGCCGUAGACAGAACCAGAGAUUCUUCUUCGUCGACGUUGGUGGCGACCAGCCCUGCAUGGCCCACCGGCAGCUUCUUCGAGGAUGACGAGGAUGAGAAGUUGCCUUUGAGACAGAAGGUGGCACAGAAGCUAAGAAGUUCGCGUUCGAGCAAUGCAUUGAGGUCGGCGAGCAACCCUACCAGCAGUGCCGAGCAGACACACAAAAAGUCUCCUUCGUGGGCUCGUCGGUUGGUUACCUGGCACCGUGCCUAA